GUGGUUAUGGUAUCUGUAAUGCUCCUGCAUCCACCACAUGUAGUCCGUUGACAACUCGAUUCUAUUUAAGGUUAUGUUGUUUCCAAUUUAUUGAAGGCUUUUGUGUUAAAAUUUUGUUAGUCGUAUAAAGAACAUCGGAAAUGCAGCAAGACGACGUUGUUUGGGGCAUAAUCAACAACUCUUUCUGCUCAUUUAAAGUCAACACUAAAACCCAGCAAUUCUGCAGAAAUGAGUAUAACCUCACUGGGACAUGUAAUCGUUCCUCUUGCCCUCUCGCAAACAGUCAGUAUGCCACAGUGCGAGAGGAGAAAGGCAUCAUAUAUUUGUACAUGAAAACAACUGAAAGAUCUGCAUUUCCCAAAAAGACAUGGGAGAGGGUAAAAUUGUCACGGAACUUUGAAAAAGCAAUCUAUCAGAUUAAUGAAAAUCUCCUAUUUUGGCCCCAGUACAUCAAGUCUAAAUGUAAACAGAGGUUCGUCAAAAUCACCCAAUACCUGAUUCGGAUGCGUAAAAUACGGCUGAAAAGACAGAGAAAGCUUGUGACAAUGCCCCGGAAGGUGGAAAGAAGAACAAGAAGAAGGGAAGAAAAGGCUCUUAUUGCAGCACAAUUGGAUAAUGCAAUUGAAAAACAACUGAUGGAGAGACUGAAGAAAGGAGUUUAUGGAGAUAUUUACAACUUCCCGCAGUCUGUUUUUGACAAAGCCCUUGAUAAAGAGCAGGUGGAGGAACCUGAUAGUGAAGAGGAUUCUGCUGAAGAGGACGACGAAGGAAAGGAAGUUGAACCGGAAAUCGAGAAAGAGUUGGAGAAGGGUCCAGACUUUGUUGAGGCUGACAGUGAAGAGGAUGAUGAAGACGAUGUGGAUUCUGUAAGUGGAGAAGUGGAGUCAAUGGACAGUGAAGGUUUUGAAGAAUCGGAUGAAGACAUUGAGGAUAUAACUGAGGUGGAGGGUCCAUCCACCACCAAGAGGGUUGUAAAGUCGUCUGAGCCAACGAAGAGAAGUAAACGACCACAUGUGGAGAUAGAGUAUGAAGAGGACACACCGACCAGACACAAACAAAAACUAACUGAUGUCACAUUUUAGCAUAAAUAAAUAAUUUAAAUAACUCA
Homalodisca vitripennis (glassy-winged sharpshooter) is the source of this 1108-nucleotide messenger RNA. It is a transcript of the gene Rbm13, whose product is annotated as protein MAK16 homolog. The record is from RefSeq and is a predicted model, not a curated record. The transcript is spliced from 9 exons. Lineage: Eukaryota; Metazoa; Arthropoda; Insecta; Hemiptera; Cicadellidae. Gene Ontology annotation, biological process: maturation of LSU-rRNA; maturation of 5.8S rRNA. Gene Ontology annotation, cellular component: nucleolus; preribosome, large subunit precursor. The coding region runs from base 141 to 1082 and encodes 313 amino acids.